AUGAAGAUCUCUCUUUUUGCCGUUGCUGGCUUGGCCUCGCCCUUGAUGAUACAGCAAGCUGCUGCCAGUGGCAAAGCGACUUAUUAUGGUGGAAAUGUGGGCGGGAAUGCUUGUGGAUUCAACAGCAUGAACACCGGAUCCUUUCCCUAUGGAUUCGGUGCUGCGAUUGGUGGCAACAAUUUCAACAAUGGAUAUGGCUGCGGUGGCUGCUACAAAGUCACGUGCCUUGGCCCCUAUGGCAAUAACCCUUCCUGUCACUGUCACCCAGAUCACCCAACUGUUACCGUAUGGGCCAAUGAUCAAUGCCCCGAAUGCGCAGAUGAUCACAUUGACUUGAACACAGAGGCUAUGGAGUACAUUGUUGGCGAUGGAUUGGCUGGCACAUGUGGAGAGAUUAGCAUCGAGUUUGAGCAGGUCAAUUGCGACUUCGACGGCGACAUUGCGGUCCGAUCCAAGUCUGGCACAAGUGCCUACUGGUAUGGAUUGCACGUGGACAAUGUAGCUGGUUAUGGAGCCAUCAGCAGUGUUACCCUGGAGGAAGAAGGAAACACUCACACCUGCGCCAAAUCGGAAGGUCCUUCGUUCUGGAAGUAUCAGGGAGGACGGAGUCUGACCUGCAAUGGUUGCAUUGACAACUUUAACGGCGGCACUUCCUAUGGUUUUGGAGACAACUUUGGAUCUGUAUUUCCCACUGGUGGCACUCCAACUGCGCCGUCGCCUACUGCUGCCGCGCCUACUGGCAGCAGUCCAUCUGGUCCGUCGCCUACUGCUGCAUCGCCUACUGCUGCAUCGCCUACUGCUGCCUCGCCUACUGGCGGCAGUCCAUCUGGUACAGAUUGCUGUACCUGGAACGGACAGGAUUGUGGUGGUAGUGCUUAUUGUGAUCAUAGCAAGUCCAGAUGCGAGUGUAAUGGUGAAUCCCAUUGCGAAAGCGAAUGCGGCGGCCAGUGGCUCGCAGAUGUGGGGGAUUUUGUGCUUGGCGAUCACUGCUGCUCAUGGGACACGGCAUGCGGGCCUGACGAUUACUGCAACACGCAACAAUCCAAUUGCGAAGUCGAUUGCGGCGGAAAUUGGAUCGCAAAUCCUGACUACGGCAACGGCGGAUCCAACCCUGACCCAACUCCAAGCCCCACCAAGGCACCGGUUCCUGACCCUACGCCAAGCCCCACCAAGGCACCGGUUCCUGACCCUACGCCAAGCCCCACCAAGGCACCGGUUCCGGCUCCCACACCCGCUGCAGGUGGCAGUGGAUACUGCAACUACAAUGGCUGCAAUGGCGUUCACGAGGGAGGGGACUGGUGCAACGCUGAACAGUCCAGGUGCGAAGGAAACUGCAAUGGUGUAUGGUGCAGUGGUGGACCCAGCCCAGUCGCAAGCCCCACGGAUGCACCAGUGUCAUCACCGACACCUGCCCCAGUUCCCACCGCUGGUCUCAUCCCUGGAAGCACCCAUGGAGAGCUCACUAUGUGGACAGGAUCCGAGCCAGGUCCUCUAAUGGGUGGAAGCUGUGAGUAUGCAAUGGCCGACUCUGUUUCGGUUGGAGACCACUGGUUGGAUCCCUAUGUGAAGCAAAAGAUGUACUGUGCUGUGAGCGCUGAUCUGUAUGCCAAUGGUGUCGGCUGCGGUAAAUGCUACCGUUUGGUCUGGGAUGGUUCCGAGCCUGGAACGGACCCUGGAACUCCCGGCAGUGCCGAAAUCCAAGUUGUCGACUCUGGAGCAGGCGGUGAUUGGCACUUUGAUUGCUUCCUUGAUGCCUUUAGUCAAAUUGUUGGAGCUUCUACUGGAAUCUUCCCAAUUACCUACGACGAAGUCCCUUGCGAUCCCAGCCCCGCCACAGCCGUCAUCAAGGAUGGAUUUAACGCCUACUAUGUCAAGGUUUUGAUUGCUGGUGGAACCACUGGUGUCGCUGCUGUGGACAUCAAAAUUGGUGGCGUCACGCACCCUAUGUUCAAGGUCUCAGGUGCAACUUGGGCUGCAAACCUCGGUGGGUUGACAAACACCGACGUUGGAUACUUCAUCACCUUUGCCGAUGACACCACUGAAACGUUGACGGGCUGCCAUGGCGGAAGCUGGCCCGUGGCUACCGGAUCAUACUGUACCUAG
Messenger RNA from Seminavis robusta, 2103 nucleotides. Lineage: Eukaryota; Bacillariophyta; Bacillariophyceae; Naviculales; Naviculaceae. The record is from the annotation of a GenBank genome assembly.